Messenger RNA from Neohortaea acidophila, 2569 nucleotides. Its product is annotated as ASST-domain-containing protein. The coding region runs from base 300 to 2498 and encodes 732 amino acids. The transcript has a single exon. Lineage: Eukaryota; Fungi; Ascomycota; Dothideomycetes; Mycosphaerellales; Teratosphaeriaceae. The record is from RefSeq and is a predicted model, not a curated record.
CUCCACGCCAAACGGCCUCCCUCUUGGCGAUCAUCAUCCCGCGGCCGGUUCAUCAAGACCCCUGUGUCUCGCGACACCACCAUUCAGGGGCGGGCGUGUCUCGCACAUGUCGCCGAAUCCGGACAUUCAUCCUCCUUUUAUUCAUUAUUAAUAAGAACAAAGGCGCCGAUGGUCGCUGCGCGGUUCCUCCCACCCCAAAGGAGGUGCCUGUAGACAUACGUGCCUCACAUGCGCCCAGCGCCCGUUCAGCAUUUCCAUUCGACACUGGCGCUUACCAAGCAGAUCGGCCAUGAUUCAAUAUGCCGCGGUUCACUCUCCCGCUCGUCGCUCUGUCCGAGCUCGCGAGCAUCAAUAAUGUCUCCUUCCCCAGCUCCAACCACUACCAAGUCGUCACGCCCCACGACGGACUCGUCUGGCCAUGGCGCUCCUACAAGACCUCCUACCACACGCCGCCCGUGUUGAACGUCACCCACUAUGGCGGCGAUCUCGCUCCCGGGUACAUCUUCUUCUCGCCCGCCGACCAUCACGGAAAGUACGCCACACACGAGGCGUCCGGCACGGGCCUUGUGAUGACGAGCGACGGCGAGCUCAUCUUCGCCGCUGAGGGGAACGACUAUAGUUCCUGCACCAAGGUUCCGAGCGGCAUGACCAACUUUCGCAUGCAGCACUACCUCGGCCGUCCGCACAUUACCUACUGGGAUGGCUGCAACGACCCCCAUGCCCACUGGGGCCACCGAUGGGGUAGCCUGACUUUUCUCGACGAGGAGUACAACCACGUCACCGUCAGCCCGGACUUCCAUGUCGACACGCUAGACGACUCGACCCAGGGCCACAUUGACAUGCACGACCAGCGGGUGACGGACGACGAUACCCUCGUGGUGACAUCCUACAAUUCUACGCAGCUUGACCUUCGCUAUAUGGGCGGUGCCAUUGAUACGUGGGUAUCGGACAGCAUGUUCUUCGAGUUCGACGUCGACACGGGCGAGACGCUGUUCAAAUGGAGCUCCACGGAAACCGUCUUUGAACUGAUGAACGAGACGAACUACCCGUUGAACCCCAGCCGUGGCUCGCAAAGGGUCCCCUGGGACUGGUUCCACAUCAACUCCGUGCAGAAAGUUGGCAAGGACUACAUGAUCAGCGCCCGGCAUCAGUCCACCAUCUUCAUGAUCAGCGGCGAGGAUGGCCACGUGAUUUGGAAGCUCCACGGCAUCACCGGGGGCGACUUUGGCGAGAUGCCUCAACGCUUCCGUUGGCAGCACCACGCAACUGCGCAAAACGUCACUGCCAACGGAAUGGUGGUCAGUCUGUUCAACAACAAUAACGGAGGCGGAGAGACGGAGGCCUCUCAAAGCACCGCGCUCUCGUACUACCUGUCCCUCCCGCCCAACCCUGACCACCCGCCUCGCGUGGUUCAGCACCUCAAGGGCACCGAGAACAACUAUGCCUGGGCAGGUACGCAAGGCUCCUACCAGAUGGCGAUCGGCAACGGGAACGACUUCGUUGGGUACGGCAAAACCCCGCUCAUGCGGGAGUACGACAGUCAGGGCUAUCUGCUAUGGCAGGCGUGGUUCGGCGAAGCAACGACGGUCAUGAGCUAUCGCGCCUUCAAAGACCAGUGGAGCGGCACACCCAAGAACUGGGAUCCCAUCGCCCUCUUCGAGCCCCUCAGCCGCUACCCCGACCAAGCCAAUAUCUACGUCAGCUGGAAUGGGGCAACGGACAUAUCGCACUGGGCGAUUUUCGCCGGCGCGAAUCGCGAAGACCUCGUCCCCAUCGGUGUCGUGGAGAAGAAGGGCUUCGAAACGGGCUUCCAACCCCCCGCAGAUACGGGAGUCGACAUUCAAUGCGUGCAACUUGGCGCCGUGCGCGACGGCAUAAUCAUCCGCGGAUCCAAUGUCGCCUGCCGAACCGACGCCCCUGCACCACCAUCCAAAGCACAUAUCCCCUUCGAUCCCCUCCACUCAGGCCUGGACAUUACCUACCCCUCUCUCUUCCAAGCCGGCCUCGUCCUCGCGGUCAUGCUCGCCGCCUUCUGCGUCUACAAAUCUUGCUGUCGGCGCAAGCGCUUUCCCUCUUCCUCCGGCAGCCUCAUGGCAAAAGCCGCCGACGCCACUCUCCCUCGCUUUUCGCACGCGCGCGGCCCCUCCUGGUUCUCGUCGCACUCGCGCGCAUCUUCCCUGUUCUCGCAUGCGCGCGUCCCCUCCGGCUUGAGUUUGCGCGCUUUCACCCCUCCUGCAACGAAGUACAAACUGUCGCCUAUGGUCGGCGCGGAGGACGAGGGCGUGUUCGAGGAGGUGAAGGUUUCUGGCGCCGAGGCUUCGAGUCAAAGGGGAAGGAGGUCGACGUUGUUGGGUGCUGGUGGUGCGGAGGAAUUUGACGAUAUGAAGGAGGAUGCUGGCUCGCAUGAUGACGAUGACGAUGAUGGGUAUGAUAGUAGUCGGGAGGAUUCGAAUGCGCGCACGCCGUUCAUUCGGCGGGGUACGGAUUGGGAGAAAUAAAGGGCGUGAGUUUUGGUUUGCUCUCUUUCCAGCGGUUCGAUGAAGGCUUUUUUUUUUUGUAGAUAGGUGGA